Messenger RNA from Effrenium voratum, 3021 nucleotides. Lineage: Eukaryota; Dinophyceae; Suessiales; Symbiodiniaceae. The record is from the annotation of a GenBank genome assembly.
AUGCCAUGCACGUGGAAGUACUCAGCCUUCAACAAAGCAAGGCACUGCCUCAACGGAUGCACUUCUUCUGCAGAGAUCUUGCGACUGUGGACGCUGAAGAAGAAGCAGGGCCUUUACAGGCUCUGCGGCGGCUCCAGAGGCCGGGCUUCAGUCAGCGCCUGGGGAGUUUCUGCGGAGGUCUGGUCUGCCUUCGUGAGCAUCCUGCCUGAGUGCGCCAAGCAGCGCGAUGCCGGAGUGUACGGCCUUGAGCCCAUCACUUCUGUGAUGCAGGUCAACCGGGCUCCUGGCCCUGGACCACUGGAAGCCUUGCCCAAUUUCAGCCUCCCGGCCCCUUUGAGGGGUGACCUGGAGUAUCCUCGGGGAACGGCCAAGGACACCAUCGCCCUGGCACGCCGGAAGGUGAAGGAACUCCCUGGCUGCGACAGUCUUCUGGAGCAAAUCGAGCAGCUGCCGGGAUCCCCUGAAAAGCAAAUCGAGCACCGGGGGGUGCCGACCCUUGAGGACGUGCCCAUGGAGGAGCUCCUGGCGAAGGACGAGAAGGAGCUGCCGAUGCCCAGGAACUGCCCCAUGGAGCUGGACGAGGCCUUCAAGAUUCAGACCCGGCUCAACGCCACCACCAUCGCCCAGGAGGAGGCCAAGAAGGCGGACCAGGAGGACGCGCGGUGCUUCCUGAAGGAGGAGGGCCUUCCGUUUCCGCAGACAGGACCGGAGUGGCGAUUGGUCUACCGGGCCAUGGGCAAGGUCCUCGCGGCCCGGGCCUUCCUCACGGACACCCCGGCGGAGGUGAUGCAGCUCCCGGUCCAGGACGUGGCGGACUCCAAGGAGCAGAUGAUCCUGCGGGCGGUAUGCGACGAGCGCAUCUCGGUCCCGGUGGAGAGCCUCCAGCAGUUCCCAGAGGUGUACAAGGCCCUCAUGGACCGCAUUGGAGGCCCGGGGGCCCUGGCGGAGGUGAAGGCCAUCUUGCAGCUGGUGUUGGACGAGCCGCCGGAGGGCCUCUACAACCGCUGGGUGAAGGAGCGGCUGGAGUACUACCGCCGGGUGGAGCCCUCGGCCCCGUUGCGGGACGUCUCCAUCGUGGACCAGAAGGACUCCGAGGCCUCCAUCUCCCUCUCCUCGGACACCGACGAGAGCGUGGACACUCAGUCGGACAAGGAGUUCGACAUCACCCGGGAGGACUUGGAGAGCUGGUACGAGUGGUUCUAUGGAGAUCGGAGCAUGGGCCGAACCGUGACCGCCGCCGUGCUGGACAAGUCCACUGACAGCUUUGCUUUUCAGCAGAUCGUUGGUCAAGUCGCCGAGUUGAACGCAGCUGACUCCGCGCCUGCUCUAUUCCUUUGGGUGGUUGGCCGCCUGCAACACGUGCAGGGGAGCCUGGAGGAGCUUUUAGAGGCGCUACGCACCACACGACAGCCUGUGGUAGGCAUCGCCAUGGGAGUUCCGGACGCGGCGGCGGCGCGGCUGCUGAGUGCCUGCGACUACGUCUACUCCGACGGGGCCGAGAGCGCUGAGAGCGGCGCGGUGGUCGUGGCCAACGAGGUGUUUCAGGGCCAGGCCCUGCACGUGGCCUGCGCGGCGACGGCGGAGCUGGUCGAACUCAUGACGCCAGAUCAGCUCAUCGCACUAAAGAGUGAGAUGGUGCAGGCCAAGGCGAAGCUGACGGCAGCGCUCAGCAAAUUGCCCCGUCGUCAGGACAAGCAGUGUAUCCGGUCCGACAGCAUCGGUUCCAAUUGCUCGACGGAUGUGCCGGACGACAUGGAGCCGCAAGAGCUCGAGACCCGGCGAACUCGGAAGGUGGCAUUCUCGAAGGAAGUCGAGGUGGAGCGGUCAGGCUCGUCGCACCUUUUGGUGUCCCAAAGCCUUUUGGUGUCCCUGAAUGCGGGCAAGCAGCCGAACGGCCAUGCGGCCGGAGGAGCCCAGAAGUCUGAUAGGCACGACUACGGGCAGUUCGCUUGCGGGGUCGGUCUGGUGGGACUUCGGGACUUCCUGCAGAUGCACAACUUGGGGCCGCGGGGCCCAGGCCGUUCGCGGCUCAAGGCGAUGUCCAGGUCCGGUUGGACCGCCGGCAUGGAGUACUACCCGGGCUACUCGGGCCUCGCCGCCCAUCCGGCCCAGGGGGCCCCGGGGGCCCAAAACGCCCACGCGGCCGCGGCGCAAGCGGCGACGAUUGGGCAACCCGCAGAGCAUCUCUAUAGCCCCUUGGGCAGCUUGGUGCAGGAUCUCCAGAAGGGCGACCAGCGGGAGACCGCGCUGCUGGAGCUCUCCAAACAGCGGGAGAAGUUGCAGGACCUGGCGCCGGUGCUCUGGCACUCCUUUGGGUCCAUUGUGGCCUUGAUCCAGGAGAUCGUCCAGAUCUACCCGCAGAUGGCCCAGCCCCCGACUCUGGCGGCGAACGCCUCCAACCGGGCCUGCAACUCCUUGGCUCUGCUGCAGUGCGUGGCGAGCCAUGCGGAGACGCGGCCGCUGUUCCUGAAGGCCCAGCUGCCGCUGCUGCUGUAUCCCUUUCUCAACGCUUCGUCCGACGACAGGCCGAUCGAGUUCCUGAGGCUCACGUCCCUCGGGGUCAUCGGCGCGCUGGUGAAGGUGGACGACCCCGAGGUGAUCAGCUUCCUCCUCCACACGGAGAUCAUCCCUCUGUGUCUGCGGAUCAUGGAGCAGGGCUCGGAGCUCUCAAAGACAGUGGCCACCUUCAUCGUGCAGAAGCUGCUCCUGGACGAGCAGGGCCUGAGCUACGUGUGCUCCACCGCGGAGAGGUUCUACGCCGUGACCAGCGUGCUGUCCAAGAUGGUGGAUGGCCUGGUGAAGGCCCCGUGCAUCCGUUUGCUGAAGCACGUGGUGCGGUGCUACCUGCGGCUCAUCGACUCUCCGCGCGCGCGGGAGGUGCUGAAGCAGUGCCUGCCCGAGGGUCUCCAGAGCGACCCCACACUGAAGCGGCUCCCUGAACCCAUCCAGAGCUGCCUGGAGGAGGAUCAGACGACCAAGCGAUGGCUGGUCAACUUGCUGACUAACCUGAACUACAGGUGA